Molecule: messenger RNA, 5604 nt
Organism: Diachasma alloeum
Lineage: Eukaryota; Metazoa; Arthropoda; Insecta; Hymenoptera; Braconidae
Gene: AIF
Product: apoptosis-inducing factor 1, mitochondrial
Exons: 8
Coding region: 1305-3269 (654 amino acids)
Biological process (GO): mitochondrial respiratory chain complex assembly; apoptotic process
Cellular component (GO): mitochondrion; cytoplasm
Molecular function (GO): NAD(P)H oxidase H2O2-forming activity; protein dimerization activity; FAD binding
Source: RefSeq, a predicted model, not a curated record
AACUGAUUGGGGCCGGAUUUCCAUAGAGAAAUUUCCAUGAAUUUGGCACCUUAAUUUCCGAAAUAUUGAGAGAAAUCCAUUUACAUGUAUAAUUCAUGAGAGCUAUUGCAUCCGGUAUGUUAUCUCCUUCUGAGCAGAAUCGAAGGAGAAUCGCUGUGGGAAUCUCAUAGUGAUUGAGAAAUUGAAACAGCUCAAGAGCGAAUCCACCACCAGGUAUUUUCACAUCUCCUCCCACCCCACAUGUAUUCGAUGUUUUUUCAAGCGCUGUCCACUCUGAAUCAGCAAUCAUUUGACUGAAUUUCGACAGAAAACCAGAUGUAGCCAUGUACCGCAUUGGUUCACUUUGAAUUUGAGCAUCAUUUCGUGUGUGAGCCCAUCCACUUGUUAAAAUAAUAACCUGGAAAAUUAAAGAAUCCCAUUAUCUAGUCAGACUGGAGAUAAAAAUGUACAUGCAAAUUAAGAUAAGUUUGUAAUUACAAAUUCAACUUGGACUAGCAUCAAAUACCUUAUUUAUUUGCUGAUCUUCAAUAAACUGCUUGACAGAAUUGAACAAGGCGCUGGGUUUCUUUGUAACAGGUGAUCGUAUCUGAAUUGCAAUUAAUUUUCUCUCGGAAUUGUGAUAAAUAUCACAUGAAGUACAAAGUUGCGUGGAAUUUGCAUUAUAUGGGUUGCCACCGACAAUUGGAAUAAAGCAGCAACUCGUUAUAUGCCCUAUUUUUUCUAAUUCACCGUUUGAAAUUAUGAGAUCAAUGGUUAACUGGGCUACAUUUCCCACUGCUACUGCAGGAAUUAUCAAUGUACAAUCGUGAAAAUUUCCUGUAUUUGUCAGUUUUAUCAUUUUGAAUAGUGAAACUUUCAACAAAAGCACUAAUCAAUUAAUAUUAAUAUUAUAUACAUGUAUGGUCCUAUGAAUUACAAAGUCCGUAAAAUUUAAUCUCAUAAGUCUGCAAUUCAAUAUUUUUAACAACUCAUCAAUGCGGAAGCUUUAAAUUCAACGCUCACUUCACACGCAACCGGAAUGUGCUUCUUUCACUCAUCAUUUUUGGUGCAGCAGGACAAGACAUACGCAUAUACAAUAUCGGGAGAGAGAGAGGUGUGUGUGUACGUUGGAUGUAUAUAUAUAUAUAUAAUAAUAAUAAUAAUAAUAAUGAUAAUAGUAGAUGGUUUACUUAUGUUCCCAUUUGAGGUUAUAGUUGUGUGUAUACUAAAUUUUCAAUAGUGAGUGUUAUAAAUAUGCCAUAAAAUAAAGGAUAUAAAAUAAAUUUUAAAAAAGUGUAGUGUUACAAUAAUAAAAAAAGACAAAAAUGUUGAGUUGUGGUAGAGGAAUUGGCCAAAUAUCACGGAUCACCAGACAUGCGUAUCCCAAUUGCAUCAAAUCGGCAAUUUUUGAAUUCACUGGAAAAAUUGGAAGUCUGAGGCAUGCGAGUAACAAUAAAAUUAAUAAGCCUGUGACAAAACAACGGGGCACAACGAUUAGAGCUGAAGAAUGUGUGCCACCAAAAUUUAAUGAAAAAUCAAUGGAGCCUUCGUCGAAAAGCUCCACUAAUACAUGUCCACCGGAAUGCGAAGAAAUUUGUGGUAAAAUACCACCCAAGGGCCCAUCGGAGAAUAACAAUGCUCCUAAAUAUUGGAAACACAUUAUUACGGUCAUAAUCGUUGCAGGUGUCGCAAUCUAUACGUAUACCCGUACCGAUUGGAUGAACCAAGAGAAUGAGGGAUCAAUAUUGAAAACUCCCUCAAAAAAGAAAAAGGAGAAUGAAAAAGUGAAGAAGACGGUAAAAGCUCGCUAUCCAGUCAGUUCAGUUUCACUUCCCACAGAUGUUCCCUAUUUAUUAAUUGGAGGAGGAACAGCAGCUUUUUCUGCAUUUCGAUCGAUUAAAUCCCGUGACCCAAAAGCUAAGGUACUUGUGAUAACCAACGAGCCAGAUCAUCCCUAUAUGAGACCACCGUUAUCGAAAGAGUUGUGGUACAACAAAGAUAGGGAAACAUCAGCACAGUUGACUUUCAGGCAGUGGAAUGGUACAGAAAGAAGUUUAUACUAUGAGCCUCCAGAAUUCUAUGCCAAUGUCGAUAACCUCAUGAAAUCAGACAAAGGGGGUGUUGCAGUUGCAACAGGUUGGACGGUCAAAAAUAUUGAUCCUUUCAAUAGAAUAGCAAUACUCGAUGAUGGCUAUGAAAUUAAAUAUGAUAAGUGUCUCAUUGCCACUGGUACAUCGCCAAAGAAUCUUUCGAUAUUUGAAAAUGCCGAUGAAUCAGUUAAAUCUAAAGUCAUUCCAUUCAGGACUAAGGAUGAUUUUCUAGAACUUGAGGAGAGGCUAGCUGAUCCGAAAGUCAAGAAUGUCGUUAUUGUUGGAGGUGGAUUUUUAGGCUCAGAGCUUGCCUGUUCACUCUCACGAAAUCUUGAAAAUACACAGAAACAUGUGUAUCAGAUUUACAAGGAAAAAUUCAUAAUGGCACAAGUUUUACCAGAGUAUUUGAGUGAGUGGACUACAAAGAGAUCGACAAUGGAGGGAGUAACAUGUGUGCCUAAUGUUGAGAUUGAGAAUUAUGAAGUGAAAAAAGGACAACUAAAUUUAAUAUUGAAUAAUGGAAAGACGAUUGAAGCUGAUCAAGUGGUAGUUGCAGUAGGAGUUACCGCUAAUACCCAACUCGCUGAGCCAUCUAAUCUCGAAAUUGAUCCGGAAACUGGUGGAUUUUUGGUAAAUGCUGAACUCGAAGCGCGAAGCAAUCUUUGGGUAGCUGGUGAUGCUGCUUGUUUCUAUGAUGUAAAGCUUGGUCGAAGACGAGUUGAGCAUCAUGAUCAUGCAGUCAUUUCUGGAAGACUUGCUGGCGAAAAUAUGACUGGUGCAGGCAAGCCUUAUUUGCAUCAAUCAAUGUUCUGGUCAGACUUGGGCCCAGACGUUGGCUAUGAGGCCAUUGGAAUCGUUGAUUCGAGCCUCCCUACCGUUGGUGUAUUUGCCAAGGCUGAAGACAAACACAGCAAUGUAAAGACAGAUACUCAACUGAGCAACGAUCAGUCGAAAGACGAAGAAAGUGCUCAAAACAUAUCACUGACCAAUAAGGGAGAACAAUCUUCUCCAAUAGCUUCGCAAGCUGAACAGGACUAUGGCAAAGGAAUAAUUUUCUAUCUCAGGAAUGACACUGUCGUAGGCAUUGUACUAUGGAAUAUUUUCAACCGUAUGUCAGUAGCUCGUCAGGUGCUGGCAAGAGGGACGCAUUAUGAGGAUUUAAACGAAAUAGCAAAACUCUUUGCCAUUCAUGAAGAGUAAUUGAAAUAAAAAUGUAUAAAAAGAGUUGCAGGACUCAUACAAAUCCCCUAGGCAUUUAAUAUUUUAAAUUAAAGAAAGAAAAGAAAAAGAAAAACUAAUUGAAGCUUGAGUUGUGUUAUUUGAGUAGUAAAAAAUCUAUAAAGCGAGAAACUCAAGCAGAGGUGCAGGCAAUUGAAGGUCAAUUAGGAGUGAGAAUCCUCAAUCCUCUUCCAUGUCCGUGGUUUUGUUUUGAUUCAGUGAUGAAAGAAUUUGGUUUUGAUACUUCUGCGACAAUCGAUCCAUGUAACUUAUGUAAUUCUCGUACUGAUAACUACUCAAAUCCUGUAAGAAAAAUGAUAACAAACAUAAUUAUUGAUUUUACUUUCAAACAGUAAGAAGGGAAAAAAUAAUAGUUAUGAAUUAAUCAUGGAAACAAAGCAAUACUUGCAAUGUUUUCCGGCCAAUAUUUUUUGUCGACGAUAUCCUGCAUGAUUUUUGCUUCACAGUGUUGCAACAAUGAAAUACAAUAGUAAACAAUGUGAUCUGGAGGAUAUAAUAUGCAUAUGGCCAGAAAGUGAAUAAUUUCCGACCAUUCAAGUACUCCCCAAAAACAUUGAGACAAAAAUCGGUUACAGAUCAUCCACCAUUUAAUUCCCCAUUCAUUCUGGUGAAUAUAAUUAAACAAAGUUAGUCCUCAUGAAUUAGUUGUUGUAAUGGAAAAAAUAUUCAUACCAUCAUGGCAUAGUUGAUUUCAGGAAAUUCUUGAAUCACAAUUGAGUCAAUUUGCUGAGCCAACACGAAUUGCGUCGUCAGAGUUUGAACGGAACUUGCCUUUCCAUGGGAAAUGCCAUGAAAAUUCCACAUAUAAAUUGCCGAUGGGAAUCGCACAAUAUUCUUCGCAAAAUGUUUACAUCUGAAACCCAUGAAAAAUGACAAGUCUAUGAUGAAAAAUUGAAAUCUUGAUCAAUGGUAGUAAAAAAAAAAAAAUAUCGAAAUGAAGAUUAAGUUUUCAAUCUGAGACAUGUCGAUGAUGAUUAAAAGUCUGCUAGAGUCUGUUGUUGAAUUAUUUUCCAAUUGAUUCGCGGCUUACUGAGACGCUAUCAUUACAUCAAUCUUACCUAUCCAAAUUACCAUCGCAAAUGAUGAAUAUUGUUCCGAGAAACCAAUCAAACGCCUCGAAAUCUUCACUUCUUUGGUAUUUUAUAAAUUUAUGUACAGAUUCGAAAAUGAGCUUUAAAUCAUCUUUAAUGUUCAGUUUAUUAUUUGAAUUUUCCCAGUGAUCUUCGGAAAAUCUAAUAACCAAAUUCAGACCAAUAUCCUCCUCUGGCAACCACUGGUAGCCAGAUGGUGUUGAUUUAGAAUCGUCCCAUUUGUACAUGUCAAUCCAUUCAACAGCGGCUAUUGCCCUCUCCAUUUGAUCCAAGAGCAUCAAAUAUGUAGAAUGCUAUUAAGUGGUGAAAAAGAUGAUAAAUAUUUGAAUUUUUGCUUAUAUUAUACCAACGACUCUUGGAUAUUUUAUUAUUAACAAUACCUUCAUUGGACCCGGUGAAUUUCCAUGGGCAUUCCUGAUCUGCAUUACCCAUCCACUGUCUCUGAGACCUGGCUUACAAUCAUGUAGUAAUUGUUCAAGCUCCGAUGAAGGUGACUCAGAUGUUGAUGAUGAAAAAAUCACAUCAUUAUUUUCAAAAAGUGUUGGAGGUGGAAAACUUGAAUAGAGUGUGCACUUGUCAGGAUUCUCAUAAUUUGUCAAUUUUUCCAAUUUAUGCCUGAUAAAAUACGAUUUAGAUAGGAUGCUAUUGCGAAGCAUACUGCUUUCGUCAAUAAGAUGAACUUGAUGGAACUCCUCAAUUUUAUUUUCUUCAGUAUAAUUCUCGCUGUCAUUGAAUUCUUCAUUUCCUUCAUCCUGACUGCUAUCUUUAUACUUUGUAACUUCAAUGAGGCAGGACUCUUGAAGUUGAAGGAGUUUUGACUGUAAGUAAUAAUUUGUCAAUUAAUGUUAUUUGCUUUUGCGACUUGGCUUGAUAGUCGCUGCCAUGAAUACCUGCAAAUUAUAGCGAUUCAGUAAAUAAAUCAGAAUAUCAAGAUUCCAAAUAACAGUUUCUAAUGACAAAAGGCUGAUGUAGUGGAAGGAUGAAUCAAUUGUGAUGGCAUGAUUAAAAAGUUGACACAAAUUUCGGGGAUAACCACAAUAGUCGUCAGCUGAAUCUUCGUCCAUCAUAAAAAUGAGAAAACCUAGAGAUAGAAAUAAAUAUAUGAAGGAGAAAUCCCAUUGAAGCAUCAGAAUGUGUAGAUAAAUGCGCACAUUUUGUAUUGUGUGAAAAUAGAGAGAGAACAUGAAUAAAUUUUUUAACAUGUU